Messenger RNA from Amblyraja radiata (thorny skate), 2809 nucleotides. RefSeq names its product pleckstrin homology domain-containing family A member 7-like. The transcript is spliced from 14 exons. Bases 1 to 1920 code for a protein of 639 amino acids. The record is from RefSeq and is a predicted model, not a curated record. NCBI's taxonomy places the organism in Eukaryota, Metazoa, Chordata, Chondrichthyes, Rajiformes, Rajidae.
AUGAAGCAGCCUCCAUCGUUCGCUGUUGGGUACCCACCGCAUGCUCCGUCGAUCAGCUCGCCCUGGGGAAGUGCUCUGAGACUGUCGGCAGCAGCGGGAAGCUGUUCCAGCUUCAUCCAGCUCCCCCCUCGACCUCCCACCUCGCCUCGGGCCGGCUUCGUUCCUGUGCUGCCCGCGGUCCGGAGACUCUCCCUCGCCCCCUCCGUCAAUGGAGGUGCUGUCGAUAUCUACCCGGAAUUUACAGCGGAACCCAUUAAAAUGGCUGAGAGUGAAGUUGAUGUGCUGUUGACCAGGUUGUGCGGGCAGGACAGAGUUCUCCAGGGACUUGUGGCCGAAGCAACUCCACUCAAGAUAGAGAAGGACAAGCUGGAGGGAGCUCUGGAAGUGACCCGUGGCCAGUUGGCGGAGUUUGGAGGGCAGCAGAGCAUCGGGAAGAGGUUACUGUGGCAGCAGCAGAUUCUGCAGGAGGAGCUGAUCCAGACCCGGGCCAGGCUCUGCGACUUCUCUAUGGAAAUGGAGCAGGCUUGGAGCGAGUACGAGUUCCUGGAGGAGGAGCUGGAGUGUCUCCGAGCCCCCCGAGAGCUGAUGAGCCGUUGUGGGGACCCCCAGGAGCGAGCAGCAGCCCAGCGGGACCUCUGGAUGAUGCAGGACGUGAUGCUGGGUCUCCGCAACAACAAAAACAACUUCCACGUCGCAAUAGAGUCGACCAGGCACCCAGCCAUGGCAUUUGCCGUGUCUCCGAUCCUCGACCAUCACUCCCUGCUGCCAGUGGACUCCCGCCAAAGUCUGUCGCCGCUGCCAUCUCCUGGCUCGAGGCAGCCAAUGGCCCACUACGGGCCUCUCCUGGGAGUGGAGGAUGCCCCAUGUCGGCCACCCCUCCCCCAGGUGCCGUAUCAUGACGAGCGUACCUCUGUCCGCGUGGAGACUGAAGCGGCAUCACCGGUAGCCCAGAGGGAACAGAAGCACCAGGAUCAGGGCGAUCUCCAGCCUGAACCCUCCGUGACAAACGGACAAUGCAAGGAGCAACUGGAGUUGACCGUCGGGGGUCCAGGGAGGAGACCGAGGAUGAGCGCGGAGGAGCAGAUGGAGAGGAUGAAGCGACACCUCCAAGCCCAGAGCCAGGACAGGGACAGAACCAGGACAGCCAGGGCAGCCCAGAGGAGCGUUGUGGUGUCACCAGCUUUGAGGGGACCAGUGACGGAGCAGAAGUCGGGGACUCCAGGAUCCCACCCAGGGAUCUUUCUGGGCAAAAGGCAACAGACCAGCCAUUUAUCGUGGUCCCCGCUCACUACCAGCACAGUGGCCUCACAAACCAGCUCCACUGUCAGGGCACAGGCCGCAGCAACGGAGGCACCCGGCGUACCGAGCGUGGUCACGUCAAGCAAGCUGGUGACAAAGAUACUGCCACCUCCCGCAAGGGUGGAGAACCAGGCGAGAGAAAACAACCGCUUGGUCAGGAAAGAGUGUAAACCCAGUCAAGUCACAUUGACGUCACGCUACAAUGAUGUGGGCCCUGACCCACCCUUCAGCCCAGGGCAACUGCAAGAGAAGCAAAGAACACCGGAGGAGGUGAAGACUGUGAUCACCAAGCCCAGUCCCCGUGUCGAGGGCAGCUGGUCCCCCCCUGACCGAUCCACACACCCGGCAGAAGGAGAGAGGCAUCGGAUUGUUAGCCUGUCCUUCGCACUCGCCACUGAAGCCUGCCAACGCAGACAGAUCAUGGCAGCUAAAACCCUAGCCGAGCUGGAGAAGUGGGACGAGGUGAAAACCAGUGAGAGGGCGAAGGACAGAAGGCGGCCAGACGAUGGCGACUCGGUGGUGAAGCUGGACAGAAACCUCCCUGCUUUAUCGGGACACAGAGUGGCAGCCAAUGCAAACUCAGGGUAUCGUCAAGAAUUGGACAAUUCAAAUUCAGGAUAGGCGUCCCCUGUCUCGGAGCCAAAUGACAACAGGGAAGGGAGCAACCAAUGUUCUGGAAGACAAAGAACCCCCACCGACCCCAAGACUAAUGUAUGAGUGGGGGCAGGAUCUCACCUUGGGAGAAGGUGACAACUCUGCUGCCAGUCUGAACCCCAGAGGCAGUUCAACAGGCAGGUUGUUAAAUAACCUCAGUUCCGUGGUGGUGGUAGAUUGCUGUCUUGGUCUGGAGCAACUGGUUGGAGAGAUCGUGGCAAACAAGACAGCGAGUAGCCAGACUGCCCAAUAAUGGGGCAGCCUGUGAGAUCUGUUAAGACCAACUCCCCUCACUCAAUCUCCUAGCGACUCAUUGAAUCUCCAAGACCAUGCUCCUCGUUGCUCACUUAGGUAUAUCCACCCCAUCUCAGUCAGAAGGUAACAUCUGGUAGGUAACCUCUGCCAGUGAAGGACUCCUGCCUUGGGGGGGGGGGGGGGGCUUGGCUGCAGAACAAAGACUGGAGGGAUUGAAGCGACCUAGCUUGUCCUUGGAAUCAAACUGAGAUUUCACUGUUGCUUCUGAUCAGUUUCCCACCUCACACGUUGAUGAAGGAUCAGCCCAGAUUGCAGAGCGGGUCUGGUGAUCUGACCAUUGUUAGGUUCGUGGUAUCAGAGUCUGCAUCUGGGGAGGGUCUUUACCUGCUCAGUUGCUGGGUUAAAAUGUCGGACAUCUAUUUGACCACCCUAGAGAUUCAUUCUCCCACCCUGAACUCCCCCGUCCAGUGACUCCCUACAUAUGGGGCUCAUUACCUUUAACUCUCCGCCCCACAUUAUGUAUCACUAACCCUUCACCUUGGACAGUUCAGAGAUGUGCUGGAGGAUCAGCCUUGAUCCCCGUAGACAAAACUAUGCAGAG